AUGGGUGCUUCAGGAAAGUGGGUUAAAGCAUUAAUAGGUCACAAGAAGCUUGAAAAAGAAGACCAUGAUAAUAAUAAGCCUGCGGGAAAAAGCAAAAAAUGGAAGCUAUGGAGGAGCCCAUCUGGAGAUCUAAGUGGGUCCUCAUGGAAAGGGUUCAGAGGGAACCACCGUAGAAACGGUGGCGGCUCCGAAUACUCCGAUUCUGCUUCCAUCAACAACGACGCCUUCACGGCGGCUGUAGCCACCGUCGUCAGAGCUCCGCCUAAAGAUUUCAAAGCUGUGAGGCAAGAAUGGGCCGCUAUCAGAAUCCAGACUGCCUUCCGUGCAUUUCUGGCAAGAAGAGCUUUAAGAGCAUUGAAAGGACUAGUGAGGCUUCAGGCUUUAGUCAGGGGAAGACAGGUGAGAAAGCAGGCUGCUGUGACCCUUAGGUGUAUGCAGGCUUUGGUUAGGGUUCAGGCUCGUGUUAGAGCUCGCCGUGUCCGAAUGUCGAUGGAAGGUCAGGCUGUUCAGAAGAUUCUUGAUGAACAUCGUAUUAAGGCCAAUCGCUUGAAAGAAGCAGAGGAAGGAUGGUGUGAUAGUAGAUUGACGUUAGAAGAAGUUAAGACAAAGAUACAUAUGAGGCAAGAGGGAUUAUGCAAGAGAGAACGAGCACUUGCUUAUUCCAUUGCACAAAAGUGGAAAUCUAGUCAGAAUUUCGAUACCCGAACGCAUGUCUCAGUUCCAUCUCUCAAAAGUCAUGAAUUUGACAAGGGUAGCUGGGGAUGGAGUUGGUUGGAACGUUGGAUGGCGGCAAAGCCAUGGGAAAAUAGACUCAUGGAACAAGCAAAUAAUGAUGCUUCUGAAAAGACACCACCAGUUAAGACCUGUGUGGAUUCUUCCAAGGGAAACAGAUCAAGGUCAUCUGAACUUGGCCAAGUGAAGGUCAAGAAGAACAAUGUCAGCACCAGAAUUUCGGCUAGGCCUCCUCCUUCAGCUGGAUUCGGUACACGUUCGUCCUCAAGCCCUAGUUCUGAAUUUAGAUAUGACGAGAGCUCAGCGUCGUCUUCAAUCUGCACAUCGGCUACCCCUGUGUCCGGAAACACUCCUUUGACAUCGGAUAAGAAUGAACUGAGCAACAAAAGCAAGCCAAGUUACAUGAACCUCACUGAGUCAACCAAAGCUAAACAGAGGAAUCAAAGGAUUCAAAGGCAGUCUAUGGAUGAAUUUCAGUUUCUUAAGAAGUCUGGAGCAUUCUCUAAUGUGGAUUCUAAAAGCAGUAUCGGUUCUGAUAAUUAUUCAAUCAACUUCUCUAGGCCACUUUGCCAGCCUACUCGAAUGGAGAAGUUCUCAGCAAACUUGUCUGAAAGGGAUAAUUGCUUCUACCAGUAG
Messenger RNA from Oldenlandia corymbosa var. corymbosa, 1368 nucleotides. The record is from the annotation of a GenBank genome assembly. NCBI's taxonomy places the organism in Eukaryota, Viridiplantae, Streptophyta, Magnoliopsida, Gentianales, Rubiaceae.